CGUUGACGUCGUCUGCUGCAGCCCACAUUUUUAUGAAAAAGAACGACAAUAAGAGCUCGAGAUUUUUUGAAUGCUUUCGUUAAAAGCAUAUGCUGUUGUUAUUUAUGCUGUCUAGGCUCAGCCCACUCUCGUUGCAUUGAAAGUCACACUAUAAUCAAGCGGAAAAAGUAGUCGCACGGCAUCUUAAUAUUUCCACAUCAAGCAUCAAUUAGAUCGUCCGUUUUGAUGAGAAAGUUUCCCAUGCCCUGCUUGUUGUGGCACGCAUGUGAACUCGUUAAUUAUCGACUGAAGCCCACCACGCAGUUUCUUUGCUGCUUGCUUCUGUGCCUCAGUGCAACAGCCACAAUGCCUGGCUCAGCGGGCAGGAUGGAUAGUGUUUCGCUCCAUUCCAGAACAGUUGAUUCCUGUGAUACUGCCGGCUGCCAAGAGUGUCUUCCGGCAACAACACCCACAACCAGGCCCUACUUCAGGUCAGCUCUGACACGUUCUGUCUAUUCCAAGAUCCUGGUGGACGAAGAGUUCAAGAAAUUCGACAGGACCAAGUGGUAUAAGGUGAACGUGGAAGCGUUGGAGCCGGAGGCCGCCGAGUUGUUCCUCCAGCUGGACUGGGCCGACGCCGAGACGCAGGUGUUUCUGGAGCGUUGCCAGGAGCGCUCGGACGCCGUCUUCACUCAACUUUUCCACCUGGUGGCCCGCACGCUUCUCGCUCCUUUCGUCAGCCAAACAUCCAUUAACGGGAUUCUGAGAAGAGGAUCGAUGUUUGUCAUCUCGGACCGGCAAUUCCGGCGACUGUUCCACCUUGCGGAUGAUUACCGGGCCGAGCGGAUGCUGGAUCUGGGCGCCGGCGAUGGAGCGACGACGGCACUUCUGUCCGGCAUGUUCGACAAUGUCCACGUCACGGAAAUGUCGUGGCCAAUGAAGCGGAUCCUGGCGGCCAGAGGCUUUGCGGUUGAGGAUGUCGAAGGAUGGAACCAGCGGAGAGACGGUUACGACGUCAUCUGCGCGCUCAACUUGCUGGAUCGCUGCUCGCGUCCGCUGACUCUCCUCGAACAGAUGAGAGGCGCCCUCAAACCCAACGGCUUGGUCCUGGUGGCCCUGGCCUGGCCGUUCCGUCCCUACGUCGAGUUCUCUAGCAACGGCGACCACCAGCCGGAACAGGUGCUGGACGUCCGGGGGCAGAGCUUCGAAGAUCAAGCCACCAGCAUGAUGGACAACGUUUUGAAACCGGUUGGCUUCCGGGUGGUUUCCUGGUCGCGUUUACCUUACCUGUGCGAGGGCGACCUGGAACGAACCUUUUACCAUCUCAAUGACAUGAUCUUCGCACUCAAAUUGAGCGAUUGAUUUGAUUCGAUUUGAUGUUGGGAGUUGUUUUUGUUUGGUGUCGGGCAUGAUUUAUUCCCUCAACUGUAAUCCGUCGUUCCAUUCCUAUUCGUUUCUUCGUUUUCUGAUCGUUUGACUGUGAAGGUAAAAUCUUAACCCAACUGCUCGAUAGGUGGAAGCACAACAAAAGGUAAUAGCGAAGCAAUGAUUAUCAAUCAAAUCUUUCACAUGAGGAGAAGAAAUAAAAAUUACCUUCUUCUUCUUCUUCCUCUUCUUUCUUUUUAUGACAUUCGGAAAUGUUUCGGGUAUUUCCAUGUUCCCUGUGAGAUAGAUCUUGCCAAAAAAAGAAAAAAAAAACUAACCAAAUUCUCCUGUGACUCUCUCUUCUUCCACGCUGUAGACUUGUAUUUGGAAAAUACUAGAUGGUUCUAUAAAUAUCAAACGAUUGAAAAUCUGGAA
Messenger RNA from Daphnia pulicaria, 1779 nucleotides. Its product is annotated as protein-L-histidine N-pros-methyltransferase-like. Gene Ontology annotation, molecular function: protein-L-histidine N-pros-methyltransferase activity. The transcript has 4 exons. The coding region runs from base 226 to 1341 and encodes 371 amino acids. The record is from RefSeq and is a predicted model, not a curated record. Lineage: Eukaryota; Metazoa; Arthropoda; Branchiopoda; Diplostraca; Daphniidae.